UAUUUAUUUCAUUUUUUCUAUCUUAGUCUUUCUUUUUUCUUUUUUUCUUUUAUACAACAUGUACGAUAAAGAUUCUUUAGCUAUUGUUUCUUCAGUCUUGUUUCCUCAAACACCUAUUGAAGGAUCUUCGAUGAAAAGAAGAAAAUUGCCUGGUGCUUGGAUAGACGAAGACGAAGAGGAAGAGCCUUUUGAAAGGACAGUAUCUCCUACAGCACCCAAACUAACAACACAAAUCUUAUCGAAUGAAGAGGACAUUCACCUACUGAAACAGACGAUUGCUAGUUUAAAAAAGGAAAAAGAAAAAUUAGAAGAAACAAACGAUAUUGUCAAAAAGAGUAUUCAAAUUGUGGCAAGGAAAAGAUUAAAAGCACACAAUAAUAAGAAAAUCAAACAUACGACGGCUGAUAAUGACCAAGAAGAAGAAGAAGAAGAAGAAUAUAUCGUAGUACCAAAUGACUUGAUGCCAACACAAGACGAACUAAAGGCAGCCGGUAUUGAUGGUUGGGAGUGGAUCACUGCAUAUUAGUCCUCCCUAUAUCAUAGGAUUGAAAACGGACCUUGGAAGGGCGUUUUGUGUAACAAGUUGCAUGAUGAAAACAAACGCAUAAAAUAAACCAUUUUUUUUAAAAAAAGAGGGGAAAAGCAAGAAACUCUCUAGUCUGUUCGCUUACUUCC
Molecule: messenger RNA, 675 nt
Organism: Gilbertella persicaria
Lineage: Eukaryota; Fungi; Mucoromycota; Mucoromycetes; Mucorales; Choanephoraceae
Exons: 1
Coding region: 59-526 (155 amino acids)
Source: RefSeq, a predicted model, not a curated record